CAAACACAUUAGAGUGUCUUCCAUCAAUCAAGUUUGCUCUGGUUUCUAAAUCAAAUCAAGUUCAAACUUCGUAGUUUUAGUUAUUUGCUGAUCUUGAAUUUGAAAACAUAUCUACAUUAUAGUAGCUUGGAACCUUCGAAUCCAAUAACUUGAUCCAUGAAUUUUGCUUAUCAUCAUUCAGAUAUGAAAAGUUCCCUGCUUCUUUUUGUUACUUUUUCUUCUAUCGUUGGUGCUGUCGAAUCAUUAACGGAGAAAUCCAGAUCCGAAAUGGAUGAAGUCUGGGAAGCUUGGAAACUAAAAUAUCACAAGAGUUAUGAUUCUGUGGCUGAAGAAAAGCUCGGCUACAAGAAAUGGCAGGAAAACGCGCUAAAGAUCAGCCUUCAUAACAUGCGCUACGAUCUCGGUUUGGAAACUUUCAAAACUGAGUUGAACACAUUCGCCGACAAGACAUUCGAGGAGUUCGCAGCCACUUAUCUCGGAAACCGAAAACAACUCAAAACCGAUUCCGAUUCGUCGCCUUCUUCCGUAAAUGGAAAUGGUGACUCAUCUGUAGGUGAUGAUUUACCUGUAACUGUUGAUUGGAGGGACAAGGGUUACGUGACACCUGUGAAGAAUCAGUACGAGUGUGGGAGUUGUUGGGCUUUUUCGACAACUGGCGGCUUAGAAGGGCAGCAUUUCAACGCAACAGGUAAUUUAGUGAGUCUAAGUGAACAACAACUGGUAGACUGUGACCAAUACUGCUACGGGUGUGCAGGGGGUUAUGUCGAACAGGGAUACCACUACCUCCGCCAACAUGGAUCCAUAAGCGAAGUGAACUACCCUUACACGUCCAAAUUUGGCUUCAACCACACUUGCAAUGAGACUGGUAACACUAUCGCUGCGACUAUGAGCCGAUAUGUCAGUUUGCCGAAAGGAAAUGAGGAUAAACUGAAGGAAGCGACUGCGAAUGUUGGGCCGAUAUCAGUCGCAAUUGAUGCGAGCGGCCUAUUUGAGUUCUACAAAAGCGGAGUCUACUACUCUAAAUGGUGUGACCCCCAAUUACCUGGACCACGCAGUGCUUGUAGUGGGCUACGGGGUGUACCAAAGUGACGAAGAGGGGG
This is a messenger RNA of Symsagittifera roscoffensis, 1100 nucleotides long. RefSeq names its product procathepsin L-like. The transcript is spliced from 4 exons. Gene Ontology annotation, biological process: positive regulation of peptidase activity; positive regulation of apoptotic signaling pathway; immune response. NCBI's taxonomy places the organism in Eukaryota, Metazoa, Xenacoelomorpha, Acoela, Convolutidae. The record is from RefSeq and is a predicted model, not a curated record. Bases 157 to 1089 code for a protein of 310 amino acids. Gene Ontology annotation, molecular function: cysteine-type endopeptidase activity; cysteine-type endopeptidase activator activity involved in apoptotic process. Gene Ontology annotation, cellular component: lysosome.